AUUUAAAAUAUGAAUGCAUAUAAUUGUAAAAUUUACGGGUAUAGCAUGAAACAAAACCAAAUAAACAUGAACAUAGCAUAGAAUAUGAAUGCAUAUAAUUGUAAAAUUUACGGGUAUAGCAUGAAACAAAACCAAAUAAACAUGAACAUAGCAUAGAAGAGACCCAAAAAGUUAUACACAUUACCUACAUAGAUAUUUCAUAGAUAUUUGACUACAUAAUUCAAUGUGCACAUUUUGUGCACAUAGAGGCGCUGAUGGAUGAAAACAUCUAAAACGACGCGAUGACUUUUGUCACCGCUCUCAGGCUCAGGUUCCUCUCUGAUCUAAUAUAUAGGAUUUGUAUACAUCGUAUAUACCGCGAUGAGACACGGAGCAAUCGGGGCAAUGACCAGUAAUGAGUCGUAAUGACCAGUAGUGAUGGCCGGUGAAUCUCGCGUACGUAAAACAUAAAUAUCAAGGGUAUGCGGUGAUCUUAGGAGUUACGACAGAAAUGACAGCACACGUCCGCAGAACAAAUCUUUCGCGAGUCGUCGUCGCACUACUUCUGGGUACGCAUUGCGUGCAGGUCUGCUUAGGAGUUGAGGCCGAGAUCGAUCUCGACGUGGAGGGAAACGGGUUUCAUAGGACGUUGAACUAUCGCGUACGCUUCAAGAAUCUCACCCAAGACGGCUGUCAAGCUGCCAUUUACUUGGAAUUGCCGUCGGCAUUGUACGUCAAUACGGACGAAAUAGCAGAGCUGAGGAGACGAGAAACGAGCACAAUAUGCUCCGUCGGCGAGACCGAUGUCGAGCUAGUCGCAGAAAAGGCAGGUUGUCAGAAUGUGACGACUUGCACAUCCGUAAGCUCAUCAUUCUCCUGCAGCUUGACAAUUCCAAUUCACCAACGCUACCGAUACGCACGCGAAACCGGCGGCUACGUCAACGUUACUCUGCCGUUGGCGAGGCUACUGCUGGGAUGCCAGCAGCGGAUCCGAGACCACAGAGUAUCGAAGAUCGACCUAUGUGAGCCAUGUGUCGGCUUGAUGGCUAAGUGGCGUGAAAUUCCGUAUCGCAUGUUGAACGAUCACGACUACGUUUGGCCUAUACCGGUCGGUGACUCUUCCCUCUCGCUCCUCGUUACCUGCGCCACACUGCUGACGACGAUCGUUGGCGCGAUAUUCAUCGGGCAUGCUAUUUGGACCAACGCGACCUCGCAGAGUCAUCCAAAGGAAGACUGAGGUAGCCCAGAUUUCGAAAUAGGGGCAAUACGUUUUUGUACAAUUACAUCAGGCUUUGAUCGACAAAUAUUUUAGGCAGAUUUGAUACCUGUCGACUCUUUUUGUAUGAGACAUAGAAUUAAGCAGCUCGCCAGUCUAUUUAGCACAUCUUUCUAUUUAAAUAAGGUCAAAUAAUCUUGUUAUUACAUGAAAUGCGAAUUUAUUUAAAUUAAGCUAAAUUCUAUGCUCUUCAAUACGAGUUGCGAUACAUUUCCAUGACCGCAGAAUCCAAAAUUGAAAUUAAUUACAGGAAUUGAUUCCUCAGCUUCCUAUCUUGAAGCAAAAUUAAAAAGAAACGGCUUCGACACGUUCUAUGUAUGCAAUUACAUACAUAAUCGAAUUAUGUAUAUAUUCGAGCGAUAUUUACACUCAGUUUCUAGUCAAGGCGUUUUGUAUUUUGUACACACGCUUUCGAGAUAACAUUAAUAUUCUAAGUCAUUCAGAAGUUUGUCACCAUACAAACUACACAUCCACACAGAUAACUAAACAAAUAAUUUGUAAAAUAAAAUAUAAAAAAAA
Molecule: messenger RNA, 1774 nt
Organism: Monomorium pharaonis (pharaoh ant)
Lineage: Eukaryota; Metazoa; Arthropoda; Insecta; Hymenoptera; Formicidae
Exons: 3
Coding region: 491-1216 (241 amino acids)
Biological process (GO): GPI anchor biosynthetic process
Cellular component (GO): endoplasmic reticulum membrane
Source: RefSeq, a predicted model, not a curated record